This is a messenger RNA of Somion occarium, 2317 nucleotides long. Lineage: Eukaryota; Fungi; Basidiomycota; Agaricomycetes; Polyporales; Cerrenaceae. The record is from the annotation of a GenBank genome assembly.
ACGGCGACUGUUCUUCACUGCUUGAUCAUCGACCAUCACCGACCCUUGUGCGUUGUGCGCGUUUCCCCCCAGAAGGCUACUUGUUUCGAAUUGCAUACGGCUUUUUAGUCCUUGAGAAGUUGCGUUGCGAAGACCAGAAAAGCCUCUUUAUCGAUAUAAUCACUACUGCCUGUCAAAGUUCUCGGUUUGAGACACUUUUAAGUGGUUGUGCAGGAUGUCGUUAUAUCCGCAAAGUCAGGCUUUUGCCCAGCCGGCAUAUCACUCAGGCUUUCCUCAGCAGCCUAUACCUCCCCCAGUAUAUCAUUAUCCUCCACCCCCUCAACCCUUUUACCACGUCGACCCUGACACUUUUCGUCGGGAUUACAUGACACGUCUGGCUGAACUAACAGUGAAUUCCAGGCCUAUCAUCCACAAUCUCUCCAUAAUUGCUCAAGAGUAUUCCCGGUAUGCUGAAGUUGUUGCUCAAUGCAUAGAGUCCCAUGUUCGAAGGGUACAACCUUGGAUGAAGCUACCCGCGUUUUACUUGCUAGAUGCGAUCUCAAAGAACAUUUUCGAUCCAUAUGCCCGACAGUUCACACCUCUAGUUGUUAGGCUGUUUCUUGACACUUACGAGGUUGUCGAUCAGAAUACCCGCAGCAAGAUGGAAGAAAUGCUCCUGACCUGGCGAACUGGUGCACCCAAUGGCAGAGAGCUCUUCGGUGUCGUUCCUCAGCUUGCUAUCGAACGACGAAUUUGGGGCAGUGAUUCAACUCAGAACGGUGCUUCUUCCUCGUCUCGACAACCUGGUGGACAGCCAAGUGUUUCACAAGCUCAAGUCCUAAGUGAGCUCGAGUUCGUUUUAGGUCAGAAGGAACGAGCGCUGCAAGCGAAUCCAUACGACAAGGCUUCCCAGCAACAUGUGUCUGUCUUGCAUCAGUUACGGGGCCUUGUUCAAGCUGGUGUCUCUCAGCAAGAACUUAGUGCAAUUCUUACACAACUGCGCACGUUAGCACCUGCCCCUGCUCCCGCCCCACGGAUACCCCCUCCACCACCUGUGCAACACUCAUACCCCCCUCCACAACAUUAUCCUCAACCUACACUUGCUCCUGCUCCUCCUGUGUCUACUUCGCAAGUGUCAUAUCCUCCACAACCUACGUAUCCUGUGUCAUAUGACGAGCCUAAGGUUGAACCAGUCGAUUAUUCGACGUCAACAUCACCGUCAACUGCCGCGUCUAAAAACAUAUCUAACCUGUUCAGUGCUUUGUUAAAAGCGGGUGUUGUCUCUGCCAGUGGGACGCCAACUGGUGCCGGAACGACAGUCAAAGAACAGACCCCUCCUUCGACCGAUACCUCUAAAGAUGUGUCGCGUGAUUACCGCAGGGCUAUUCUCUCCACCAAGAUUCAAUUGAACAGCGCGGACAUCACGAGGCAACGGCCUCCCAUAGUACGGUUCCUCUAUGACAUGCUUUCCAGCCAGUGCAAACAGUGUGGUAUCCGAUUCUCUGAUUCGUCAUUAGGCAAGAAACGGAUGGAAGACCAUCUUGAUAUGCACUUCCGUCAAAAUCGGAAGACCACUCAAGGCGCGGGACGCGGUCACAGCAGGGGUUGGUUCAUUGGGGCAGAGGAUUGGAUACAUGAUGGUUCUGUUGAUUUGAAAGGCAAAGGCCGUGCUGACGGUCUUGUGAACGCUAAAGCAAUAGCAGCUGCGGAGGCAGCUAAAGCCGAUGCUGAGUUGCGGGCAAUGUAUGUUGUAGUUCCGCCGGGCGACGAAGCGCAGUCGAUGUCAUGUCCAAUCUGUAAAGAGCCUCUAAAGGCCGAGUUCCUUGAAGACGAUGAAGAGUGGGUAUGGAGGAAUGCAGUCCGAAAGGAUGAUAAGAUUUAUCAUGCGACUUGUCAUGCAGAAGCGUCAGCGUCGAAGUCAACUCUCGCAGCAUGGUUGCGCAGUGAGGUUUCCAGUCGUAGUCGUUCACGGACCCCUGAGAGACAAAUCAAGUUAUCCCCUACGAAGCCUUUUGCUCAGCUCAAUGGCGAGGUUAGGAGAUCGCAGUCCCCAACGCCUUCGAAAGUUGCUGGUGUUAAGCGGAAGGCUGAGGAUGACGAAUCUGAUGUUAAGCAGGAAAGGACGCCACCUACGAAAAAGCUGGCGGUAUAAUCUGAUUCCCUUUCUUGUUCACGAGUGGAUAGGAGGUUCGCAUUGGGUUUUUACUGACGAGCAUUCACGACAUAGAUUGUUGCGCAUUGCGGACAAGGCAUAUCGUUUCUUUCAUCAGUCUAGUUUCAUGCAUCUGUAAUACUUGCACGCAUAUAUUAUAAACAUAUUAUAUUCCUGUUUUCUCUC